GCUGCUGCAUAUUCUCCCGAAAAGGAGAACCAUUUGUUUUACCGAAUCCUAAGUGAACGGCGGACCGACCGCCCAUCGAGUACGGGAUAAGGUUCCCGGGAUAACAUCAUGGAUCAAUCACCGGCAACGCGGCGGCUAACGCGUGACGAAUCCGAGGAUAGUCCGGUCGAGUUUGUGGUGGUGGAUUCCGAUGUGUCAAUGUCCGAUGCAGGUCUCAGCUCACCGGAGAAGAAGCCGAAGAAGAAGCGCAGUGGCCUAUCGUUCAAGAAGCUGCGCACCAACGCGCAAAAGCUUAUCCCGAAGCGAGGUCGUAAGGAGUCGUCAGUAAAAUCGUCCGAGACCAGUUCGCUCGGGGGUGAUUCGGGGAUGGUGAGUGGUGGAACGGAUGAGCUACUUCCGGCAACCCCAUCUCCACCUCCACCCGCUUCACCAACGGCUACGAAAACGAUCAUCGAUACCGUACUAAAGUCAACCGAAAGCCUUCCGGCAAUCAAGGAGGAUCCGAUACGAGAAGCAGCAAUGCUAGGUACACGCUCGGACGAGGAUAUGCUAUUGGAAGGAAAGGACAAACAGCGACAGAAAAAAGCGCGCAAGCCUAGUCGGGCGGCUAGCUUCAUGAAGAAACUUGCCGGACGUUCAAAGUCCUCAAAAGUAACACCAAACCCAACGCCUGCGACCGGAGGUGCUUCGGAUGGCGAUGAGCUUUCGUCCGGGACCCUUGAGACUCCGCUAAGCAUCAAACGCCAAACACCAGAAGGUGCCAUGUUUGUCUCGGACACUGAACUGUACCAAGAUGGCGACAGGGACGACGGUACCCCAGUGGAUCCACCGUCGCCAGUGUUGGUGCGGCAGCUUGAUUCCGAACCGACAACACUACGGGCCAAACGGACCGAAAUGAAAAUCACGCUCACACGCAACUCAACUAAACCUUCGACGAUGGAAACCUCGCUGGAUGGUGAAGAUGUCGAUGUGAACGGAAUUCGGAGCAACGGUGGAGACCAGAGCAAUGGUCUGAACGUUACUCGGAACGAUGUGGCUGAGAACAGGGAGCUUGGUUUCGACUCUAAACCAAUUAGUUCAGACAGCGGCACUGUUCCGUCACCGAGGGCAUCAAUCGGGAUUGAGCAAUCGCCGCAGUUGAUCGCCGCCGUUCGUACGCAACAGUCAUCGUCAUCCUCGUCAUCCGUUGAUGCACGUUUGUCCAGUCUGCUGAGUGGGGACUACAUCGCGGAGAUUAAUAAGUUUUCCAUCGAGAACAUUACGAGCGCUGGCGCAGGAGCAGGUACAGGAGGAGGAGGAGGAGGAGCAGAAGUCCCACCCUUGCCACAGCCGCGCGCAUCUUUGUCGAUUCGCGAGAGGUUCUUCCAGCAACCGCUAGUGACGGUGACGGGUGACAGUGAGCUAGUCACAAACUUUGAUUCGCAGGAAGUCGCACCACCGUCGUCGGUUGUUGGCGACGAAGAAAUAGACGGUUUUAUGAGGAAAGCGAAAGCAGCGAGUUCGGCCACAGGAUCCGGAGGAACAGCGCGAUCGAAAGGAGGCAGCAAGAGUCCUGCAACCGUUGACAAACCGGCAGCAGGCGUUUCUAGCGGACAAGACUUGUCGCCGUCGUCGUCAUCGUCGUCGACGUCGGCAAGUAAAGCAGCUUCUACGGUACGUACGCAGGAAGCGGCUAAACCAUAUCAACUGGGCAACAGCUUAAAGAAUCCCAACAAUUCUGGAUUUAAAUCAAUCGAACAGCAACUACAGCAACCAGACCAACAACUACAACAACAACAACAACAGGAAUCUGUACCCGUGAACAUUGGCGUGGACAAUAAAGGAGACAGGGAGAAGCAAGGAGAGGAACAGAAGAGCGACACCAUACCAACCGAACCGACAAUAGUUUUCGAUAUCGGAACACAGGUACGCCCGGACAGAACCUCCUCUAUCGUUAAGCCUGCUGGUGGUCGCGCGGUGGCCGCAACGCUUGCGGUUCCAUCCGUGGCACUCGAAAGCGGUGCCCAGUCGGGAUCAUUUGCCUCGAUCGGUAGCACUUCUCGCUCGCUUGACGAACUGAUCGGCGUUGGUGGUUCGUACGACGACAGUAGUCAGAACAACACUAGCGAGGGUUCGCUACGACGCAUUGCGUACGUCGAGCAGCCGACUUUCUACACGCCCGAAGAGGAAGAGCUGCUGACAGGCAAGCCGCCGCGCUCCUCCUCCUCCCUGCUGUCAAGCGCACUCGAGUCCGGCGAGUAUUCGCUCGAGUCGGCGGAUUUUCUAGAGCGCAAUAUGUCUCCGCACGGAGAUCUGCUACUCGAGAAGGGGGCCUCCGACCAAUCGGCAACCAUGGCGACUGGACAGACCGAGAAGCGUGAGCAUCUUUACAAAAUUCUUGUCAUUGGCGAACUCGGUACUGGCAAGACGUCCUUCAUCAAGCGAUAUGUGCAUCAAUUCUUCAGCCAAAACUAUCGCGCAACUAUCGGAGUAGAUUUUGCGCUGAAAGUGCUGAACUGGGACCAGAACACAAUCAUCCGUCUUCAGUUAUGGGAUAUUGCGGGGCAAGAACGGUUCGGGAACAUGACCCGGGUGUACUACAAAGAAGCAGUUGGUGCAUUCAUUGUUUUCGACGUAACUCGCAGUGCCACAUUCGACGCGGUAAUCAAGUGGAAAAAUGAUCUUGACUCCAAAGUGCAACUUCCCGAUGGAAAACCUAUUCCGUGUAUACUCUUAGCCAACAAGAGUGACCAACAAAAGCAGGGAAUUGUGACGACACCCGCCAAACUGGACGAGUAUGUCAAGGAGCACGGUUUCGCGGGAUGGUUCGAAACAUCGGCAAAAGAAAACGUUAACAUUGAAGAAGCGGCCAAAUCGUUAGUUAAUAAGAUUUUAAUGAAUGACAAACUACUGAACACGGGUGAGGUCAUCGAUUCCGAACGGUUCGGCCUGGUCGGAGGAAAGGCAGAAACGAGCCAGAAAAAGUCCUGUUCUUGCUGACCAAACCAUAGUCCAAGCAGAACACGCCCCAACACACCUACACACCAGCGACCGUAUUUGUUUAUAUCGGUGUGUUGGAGCGUGUGCUUUGUGUGUGUGUAUGUGUGACCAUUUUGCUGUUACAUCGUCGCUUAUGAUUUGCUUACGUUUGAUUAUUUGUUUGUUUGUUUGUUUGAUUAACUUUUAAUUGUUUUUAUCAUGUUUGACUUUCCCUGUCUUUCCCU
Anopheles maculipalpis is the source of this 3203-nucleotide messenger RNA. RefSeq names its product ras-related protein Rab-32 (gene Rab32). Gene Ontology annotation, biological process: vesicle-mediated transport. Gene Ontology annotation, molecular function: GTPase activity; GTP binding. Gene Ontology annotation, cellular component: vesicle; trans-Golgi network; Golgi apparatus. NCBI's taxonomy places the organism in Eukaryota, Metazoa, Arthropoda, Insecta, Diptera, Culicidae. The record is from RefSeq and is a predicted model, not a curated record. The transcript has 6 exons. The coding region runs from base 109 to 2979 and encodes 956 amino acids.